GUGAAAAGUAAUAUCACUUAGUGUGUUUGCGUGCAUGGACGCGAGGCCAUUAGGUACCACACAAAGUUUUAGCGCUAGCAGCCGGAAGGCGGUGGCAUCUUUGAUGGAUUUCUAGGGCGCGCAUCCACUCCGCGGAUCGCUCGAGGUGAGAUUGUGGCCGCCAGCGGCCAAAUCGUCCAUCGCCGGGGUUCUUGAAGGGGUUAUCGAUGAAUCAGGGCAGAUUUUGCAACUAGAGCGAUCGAUCGACCUCCCGAGAAUGCUGCGCCGGCGGAAGCAAGGCAAUGACGAGGAUGGAGGAAGCAAGGAUCGGCAGCAGCAGCAGGAGGAUGGUAAUAGCGGCAGCAAUGGCGAGAAUUCCAAGCAGCAGCAGCAGGGGGGAAAGGAUUCUAUCAAGAUUGGCAAGGACGAGAAGGGGAAAUCUAGCAUGGUGCCUGGAAUCCCCGUUCGAGCUCGCGAGAAGCCAAAGUGGCGCUGCCUGGAUACAUGCUGCUGGCUCAUCGGCUAUAUGUGUGUCAUGUGGUGGCUCUUUCUGGUGCUCUACAAUGCGGUCCCUUCGCUGCCACAGUACGUGACCGAGGCUAUCACAGGGCCAUUGCCGGAGCUUCCCGGGACAAGGCUGGCCAGAGAGGGGCUCCGUGUCAAGCACCCCGUUGUUUUUGUUCCUGGGAUUGUCACGGGUGGCUUGGAGCUCUGGGCUGGACGUCCUUGCGCGGAAGGAUUGUUUAGAAAGCGACUCUGGGGUGGAACGUUUGGAGAAGUCUACAAAAGGCCUUUGUGCUGGCUAGAGCACAUGAGACUAGACAAUGAGACUGGCUUAGAUCCGGCCGGCAUUCGAGUGAGAGCUGUGUCCGGCCUUGUGGCCGCUGAUUACUUUGCACCGGGAUAUUUUGUGUGGGCUGUUCUUAUAGACAAUCUGGCUCGGCUGGGAUACGAAGAGAAGUCAAUGCAUAUGGCUUCCUACGACUGGAGGCUGUCCUUUCAGAAUACAGAGAGUCGUGAUAAAAGCUUGAGCCGGCUGAAAAGCACCAUUGAGCUUCUCGUAAGCACGAACAACAACGAAAAGGUGGUUGUCAUACCGCACUCUAUGGGGGCGUUGUAUUUUCUACACUUUAUGAAGUGGGUGGAAGCGCCGAUUUCUGCAGGUGGUGCCGGUGCCGGCGAAGGCUGGGUUGCAAAGCACAUCAAAAGCGUGAUGAACAUCGGUGGCCCUUUUCUGGGCGUUCCUAAAGCAUUCGCUGGUCUGUUCUCCGCUGAAGCGAAAGAUAUAGCUGUUGCAAGAGCUGUCGCACCAGGUGUUCUUGACUCCGAAUUGUUUGGACUACAGACGCUGCAGCAUAUCAUGUCAGUUACUCGUACGUGGGAUGCUACGAUGUCGAUGCUCCCAAGAGGAGGGGAGGUAAUCUGGGGAGAUUUGGAUUCAUCGCCAGAAGAAGGAUACGAUUGUUCAGGCAAGAAGCCGAAGGUCGAGGAAGUUACCGAAUGCCAAACGAAGAACAUAACGGAUGGGAAAGAGCUGGGACCGCAUGGAAAACCAAUGGCACACUACGGGAGGAUGGUAUCUUUCGGAAAAGAUUCAGUGCAGAAAGCUUCUUCUGCUCUCGAUAGAAAGAUUGACUUUAAGGUACGCUGUUGUUUUACACCUUUCUCAUUGCAUGCUAAUGCUUCCUUUCAACAGAAUAUAGAUAAACAAACGCCCGUGCGAGAGAAUGUCUCUUGCGGAGACGUGUGGACGGAGUAUCACGAGAUGAGCUGGGAGAGCGUUCAAGCCGUGGCCGAUGGCAAAGUGUACACAUCUUCGGGGAUGCUUGAUGUUUUGAGGUUCGUGGCACCGCAAAUGAUGAAGCGAGCUGAUGCAAACUGGGCUUACGAGAUUGCUGACGACCUUUCGGAUCCGAAGUACCAGCAUUACAAGUACUGGUCAAAUCCUCUCGAGUCGACACUGCCAAACGCCCCGGACAUGGAAAUCUUUUGCCUGUACGGUGUCGGUAUCCUGACCGAGAGAAGCUACGUCUACAAGCUAUCGUCAGACAACGACACUUGCUACAUCCCGUUUAGAAUCGACGCAUCGGCCGAGAAGGAUUCGGAAGGAUGUCUCAAAGGCGGAGUCCACUUCGUCGACGGCGACGAGACGGUGCCAGUCCUCAGCGCAGGCUUCAUGUGUGCCAAGCCGUGGCAAGGCAAGACUCGCUUCAACCCAAGCAACAUCUCCAGCUUCACCCGGGAAUUCCAGCACGCUCCUCCGGCGAAUUUGCUCGAAGGCCGCGGCACGCAGAGCGGCAGCCAUGUCGACAUCAUGGGAAACUUUGCGCUGAUCGAGGAUGUUCUCCGGGUUGCCGCUGGCGCGUCGGGCCGGGACCUCGGUGGCGACAGGGUCGUCUCGAAUCUUCCAAAGUGGUCGGAGCGAAUCAAGCUGAAACUCUGAGACUUCCACAAGAGAUCCUUUGCUCGAAGGUCUCAUCAAUUCAAGUGGUGUAAGGAGCACUUUCAUCGAGGAUCCGAAAGUAUGAAUCGAGUUGGAAACUUCGGUAGUUCCCAACUUUCCUGUAGUAUCCCCUCUAUAUGGUGGAAGAAGCUCUUCAUCAAAGUAUGAAUUAAAGUUGGAACCAA
This is a messenger RNA of Selaginella moellendorffii, 2607 nucleotides long. Its product is annotated as phospholipid:diacylglycerol acyltransferase 1. Lineage: Eukaryota; Viridiplantae; Streptophyta; Lycopodiopsida; Selaginellales; Selaginellaceae. The record is from RefSeq and is a predicted model, not a curated record. The coding region runs from base 257 to 2422 and encodes 721 amino acids. The transcript is spliced from 5 exons. Gene Ontology annotation, cellular component: cytoplasm. Gene Ontology annotation, biological process: lipid metabolic process.